AUGGCCUUCCUCUUCUACACCAUCUCCUUCGUCCUCCUCAUCCUCGCAACAGUCCUCUACCUAACCCGCACAACCUGGAAACCCUACGCCCCACCAAUACCCUACCUCACGACCCCGGGCCCCAUCCCGGAACCCCUCUACAACCUCUCCGACCGCCUAACAGCCUGGAUCGACUCCUGGCGCUACAGCCGCGUCCCCACGACCAACUUCCAAGAAGACGCCGAAGCGGGCCUGCACAGCGCGAACUUCAACCUGGCCGAGAACAUCGAGGCGGGGGAUAGCCGGCAGGGGCUGGACGAGGGCGCGAAGCGGGAGAUUUAUGUGAUUAUGAGGAGGAGGGGGGUGGCGUUUGAUGAGGCGAGGCGGUUGUGGAUUGAGGCGAGGUUUCGGAGGGAGGGGAUUGGGGCCGAUGGGAGGCCGUUGGACCGGAAGGCGGUGGUGUUUAGUUGA
This is a messenger RNA of Zasmidium cellare ATCC 36951, 450 nucleotides long. RefSeq lists its product as uncharacterized. Bases 1 to 450 code for a protein of 149 amino acids. The transcript has 2 exons. The record is from RefSeq and is a predicted model, not a curated record. Lineage: Eukaryota; Fungi; Ascomycota; Dothideomycetes; Mycosphaerellales; Mycosphaerellaceae.